AUGGACAAGACACAAUCUUGUCACGUGCUGGCAACAGAUCCAUUCUGGAGAACGUCCCUAGCAAGCUCCGACCUGUUCCAGUGGUGGCGGGUGCAGCCCAACGCCUCGGAUGUGGUGAAUUAUGCUCCCUUCACGCUGCUCCCAUCUGCAGUACCAAGUGCCCUGUUUGAACAAGCGUACGCUGUUCAGCAAGAUUUUAAUCUGCUGAUGGAUGCUAUUAGUCAAAACCAAGAAUUCCUGGAGCAUACUCUGGCCAGUACCAUCAAGGUAGAUGACUUCACAGCUCGACUCUUCAGGAUCCACAUGCAAGUUUUGGAGGAAGGCUUGGCUCAGUCUGUGUUUUUAGGCAUAAACCGCUCUGAUUACAUGUUUGACUGUGGGGUAGAUGGGACACCGGCCCUGAAACAGAUAGAAAUAAACACCAUUGCUGCCAGCUUCGGAGGCCUCACCUCCCGCACUGCGGCGGUCCACGGGCGAGUGCUGAAAGUUCUGGGAAAGUCUGAGGAGGCAUCACGCCUGCUGCCCAACAACCCAUCAAAAGAACUUGCCUUGGGUAUUGCGAAAGCCUGGGAGCUCUAUGGUUCUCAAAGUGCUGUGGUGAUGUUCCUGGUGGAGGAGGUCCAGAGGAACAUUUUUGAUCAGCGAUGUGUAGAAAAUGAGCUUUGGAACAGGAAUAUUCGAGUCAUCAGGAAGCGAUUCAGAGAUGUGUUUGAAAAGGGGUCUCUGGAUGAUGCCAAGAGGCUGUAUAUGGAUGGCCAGGAGGUCGCAGUGGUGUACUACAGAGAGGGCUACGUGCCAAAGAACUAUGACCAGCAGAACUGGGAGGCACGGCUGUUGCUGGAGAGGUCAAGGGCUGUGAAGUGCCCUGACAUUGCCACCCAACUCGCAGGCACCAAGAAGGUCCAGCAGGAGCUGAGCCAGCCGGGGACGCUGGAGAGAUUACUGCCUGGCCGUGCCGAGGCUGUUGCUCGAAUAAGAGCAACGUUUGCUGGACUCUAUUCCCUGGAUUUGGGUGAAGAAGGUGACAAGAUUGCUGCUACGGCUAUCGCGGACCCGGACCGUUUUGUGCUGAAGCCGCAGCGAGAAGGUGGAGGGAACAACCUCUAUGGUGAAGAGCUCAGGCAGGUUCUGAAGAAGAUCAGAGACAGCCCUGAGAGAACCUCCUACAUCCUGAUGGAUAAGAUCAAACCGCAGCCAGCAAUGAAUUACUUGCUGAGGGCUCACAGUCCCCUACAAGUGUCCGAGUGCAUCUCAGAGCUUGGUAUUUUUGGUGUCUAUGUCAGACAGGGCAAGGAGAUGGUGAUGAACAAGGCUGCUGGCCACCUCCUGCGGACGAAGGCGAUUGAGCAUGCAGACGGCGGGGUAGCAGCUGGGGUGGCAGUGCUGGACACCCCCUACUUGGUGUGAGGAGUCGAUGCCCCGUCCUGCUCUGCUGCCCAAAGAGCUGACCUGCCACAGCGAUGUUCUCCUUAGGGUGCGCUUACCAAGGCCUGAUGUGUUGGGGAUGGGUGAACACAACUGCUCCAACGUCCUGCGUGCCAGCCCCAGCCUCUCCUCUGCAAUUCCUCCCGUGGGAAGAAGGGAGUCCUUGGCUCUGCCUGCUUGGGGGGCUGUGCCCCCUGCACAUCCCAGCUGUCAUCUCCCAGGACUGCACUGCUCUGGGCGUUUCCUUGGGGCCUAGCCUGGGGGCAAGGCUAUGUACAGCAAAGCUGAAGGGUGAACGUGCCACAAGUUCCCAGUUCCAUGCUCCUUGAUGCUGCGUUAUUUCUGGAGACGCACAAAGCCUAGGGAAGGGAAGGAAAAAGGUGGAUGUGCAAGUGACAGCCUUCAGCCGCAGUGCUUUUGAGGUUAAAGAGGGGAGCCCAGCUCCCUGUACCCAUGGUCCUCCACUCCUCCUUCAGAUGCUGCUGCUGCUCUGAUUACUUUUCCCUGUGCCUGAGGAUCCUUGGGGUUCCUGCAUGAGGGACAGCUGCCCUGGUGUAAUUUGCCUAAGGGCCGCUUGCUUUUGCUUUGCCCAACUCCUUUGUUGGCCUGGGUACUCAUCCCAGAGUGCAUCUGUGCUGUGCAGGGCAGGCAGCGGUGCAGAAUGCAGCUGGCAGGCUGUGCCCUCCCCCUGGGGGGGCUGCAUCUGCACCCCUUGCUCCCCACAGCUUGGCACAAGAAUCCCUCAGUGAUGGUGGCAGUUCCCGGCGCGAUGCUGUCACAGGCAGGGUGCUGAUAAACCCUGGAUCCCCAAGGGCUUGGGCCUGUGCAUCCCAGUGCAAGUCAUGGACAGAGCGUCUCCCACCCAGUCUGCUGCUGCACGUGUGGCCCAAGAGUGGUGCUGGGGAGCCCCCACUUUGGUAAUGGUCCUGCUGGGAUGGUGGGUGGGCUGAGACUGGGAGCUUUGCAGCUGGGAAGUGAUGGAAUUGCAGGAGAGGCUGAGCAAGUGCAGCCCCCAGCUGCUUCUCUCUGGGACCAGUACCAGGGGAGAGGAGCCGUGUCUCCCUCUGGGUUUCAUGAAUGGGUGGGAACAGCACAGCAGCGGAGGGCCGGAGGCGUGCAGGGUCUCCAGCCCAUGGGCUUUUGCCUCCUCCUCCAGCCCCUCUUCCUCCUCAGCUGAGCAGUGCAAGGGGAAGCAUAAAGGAUGCACCUCUGGGGCAGCGCCAUGGUAAAGUGCCCAGGCAGCCUCAGCUCUGGGCUGUUAGUGCCUGGUGCUGCUGGGCCGUGGCCCUGUGAGCUUCAGUCAUUAAUCUGUUGCCUUGGAAAGAGGCCAGUUCUGGCUGUGUGACUGAUUCUGCGAUUCCUGGGUGGUUGGUUUGUUGGGGGGCGACUGCCCUCAGCCAGAGAU
Molecule: messenger RNA, 2830 nt
Organism: Egretta garzetta (little egret)
Lineage: Eukaryota; Metazoa; Chordata; Aves; Pelecaniformes; Ardeidae
Gene: GSS
Product: glutathione synthetase
Exons: 13
Coding region: 1-1407 (468 amino acids)
Biological process (GO): glutathione biosynthetic process
Cellular component (GO): cytosol
Molecular function (GO): ATP binding; glutathione binding; glutathione synthase activity
Source: RefSeq, a predicted model, not a curated record